This is a messenger RNA of Funneliformis caledonium, 354 nucleotides long. The record is from the annotation of a GenBank genome assembly. Lineage: Eukaryota; Fungi; Glomeromycota; Glomeromycetes; Glomerales; Glomeraceae.
AUGGAUAAUUCAACCAUGUCUUACGUAAUUAGUAAUGUCAUUAGUCCAUUUGAAUUGGAAUUGGACUGGACAUCUCCAUUAGUUCCAAAGUCCAAUAGUCCAUUAUUGGGAAUUGGACAAGGUCCAAUUCCAACACUGACCAUCACAAUAUUAAUCUUUUUGUUAUUUAUUUUAAUAAUUUGGGAAUUAGGUAACACAGCGAGUCCUUUUACAAAACGAAAAUUAAAAAAGAAUUACCAGGAUAAAAAAUUCUCAAAAAACAAUUUUUAUGAAAAAAAGAAAGAUCCAAACUUCAGAACAAUAAACUCUUACAACAUUCAAGCAGCAGACGAACAAAAGCAUUCCAACCCGUGA